This is a messenger RNA of Ananas comosus (pineapple), 2139 nucleotides long. Its product is annotated as T-complex protein 1 subunit delta. Gene Ontology annotation, cellular component: chaperonin-containing T-complex. Gene Ontology annotation, biological process: protein folding. The coding region runs from base 110 to 1732 and encodes 540 amino acids. The record is from RefSeq and is a predicted model, not a curated record. Gene Ontology annotation, molecular function: ATP-dependent protein folding chaperone; ATP binding; ATP hydrolysis activity. NCBI's taxonomy places the organism in Eukaryota, Viridiplantae, Streptophyta, Magnoliopsida, Poales, Bromeliaceae. The transcript is spliced from 2 exons.
CCCGCUCCCACAUUUCUCUCUCUCUCCCCCACUCCCUGAUCUUUCUAGGGUUUUAUUUCUCCAUCUCCAUCUAGGGUUUCCCCUUCCUCACCUUCCCCAAGCUCCUCCCAUGGCGGCGGCGACGGCGGCGGCGGCGGCGGCGAGCGCGAGCUCGUCGGCGAGGAAGGGGGAGACGUACACGGACACGAAGCGGCGCGACGACGUGCGCAUGGCGAACAUCCUGGCGGCGCGCGCGGUGGCGGACGCGGUGCGCACGUCGCUGGGCCCGCGCGGGAUGGACAAGAUGAUCGCCUCGGCGUCGUCCGGCGACGUCGUCAUCACCAACGACGGCGCCACCAUCCUGCAGCGCAUGUCCCUCCUCCAGCCGGCGGCCCGCAUGCUCGUCGACCUCUCCCGCUCCCAGGACUCCGCCGCCGGCGACGGCACCACCUCCGUCGUCGUCCUCGCCGGCUCCCUCCUCCGCCGCUCGCUCUCCCUCCUCUCCUCCGGCCUCCACCCCACCUCCCUCUCCGACGCGCUCCACCGCCUCUCCCUCCGCGCCGUCGACGCCCUCCACGCCAUGUCCAUCCCCCUCGACCUCUCCGACCGCGGCUCCCUCGUCAAAUCCGCCGCCACCGCGCUCAGCUCCAAGGUCGUGUCCCAGUACUCCUCCCUCCUCGCCCCGAUCGCCGUCGACGCCGUCCUCGCCGCGCUCGACCCCGCCCACCCCGACCUCGUCGACCUCCGCGACGUCCGCGUCGUCAAGAAGCUCGGCGGCACCGUCGACGACACCGAGCUCGUCCGCGGCCUCGUCUUCGACAAGAAGGCCUCCCACGCCGCCGGCGGCCCCACCCGCGUCGAGAACGCGAAGAUCGCCGUCGUCCAGUUCCAGAUCUCCCCGCCCAAGACCGACAUCGAGCAGAGCGUCGUCGUCUCCGACUACGCCCAGAUGGACCGCAUCCUCCGCGAGGAGCGGAACUACAUACUCGGCAUGGUGAAGAAGAUCAAGGCCACGGGGUGCAACGUGCUGCUGAUCCAGAAGAGCAUCCUCCGCGACGCCGUCACCGACCUCUCGCUGCACUACCUGGCCAAGGCCAAGAUCCUGGUGGUGAAGGACGUCGAGAGGGACGACAUCGAGUUCAUCACCAAGACCCUGAACUGCCUCCCCAUCGCCAACAUCGAGCACUUCCGCGAGGACAAGCUGGGGCACGCCGACCUUGUGGAGGAGGUCCCGGUCGGGGACGGGAGGAUCGUCAAGAUCACGGGGAUCAAGGACAUGGGGCGGACCGCCACAGUGCUCGUGCGCGGCUCGAACCUGCUCGUCAUCGACGAGGCCGAGCGCAGCCUCCAUGACGCCCUCUGUGUCGUCAGAUGCUUGGUGAAGAAGAGGUUCCUGAUAGCGGGAGGCGGCGCGCCGGAGAUUGAGAUGUCGAUGCAACUUGCAGCGUGGGCGAAGGAGCUCCAAGGGGCGGAGAGCUACUGCAUCAAGGAGUUUGCGGAGGCCCUCGAGGUCAUCCCCUACACCCUGGCUGAGAACGCGGGCCUAAACCCGAUCGCCAUCGUGACGGAGCUGCGGAACCAGCACGCGAAGGGCGAGAUCAACGCGGGGAUCAACGUGCGCAAGGGGCAGAUCACCAACAUGCUGGAGGAGAACGUCGUGCAGCCGCUUCUGGUCAGCACAAGCGCGAUCACGCUCGCGACCGAGUUCGUCAGGAUGAUCUUGAAGAUCGAUGAUAUUGUCACGGUGAGAUAGAAAACAGCAGGGAUGAUUAUGCCUUGGACGUGAACACAAGCAUUUAUGAAUGUCUGGUAUCUCGGAUGACUUUUUCAUUUUAAACUCCUCGGAUUAUUUAUGCCCAGGCCGAAAUGAAUCUGGAAAUUCCGAGGCGCAUGGGUUUUUUGUGCUUUUUUUGGUGAUCAAGUUAGCUCCAUAGAUAGCUCGUAUGUUGGGCUUUUCUUUGCCCUUAUUUAUGGAGUAAAGAGUCUCUUAGCUUGUACUGUUGCUUUCGAGAUGUUUAUAUCUGGGAUCAACAAAAUUUCAGUGGCGCUGUAGUGAUUGGUGAUCAUUUUGUUUAGUCGUUGUUACUCUGGGUACUAAGAACACAAAGUUUUGUUGUUUUAUCUUUUUUUAAAAAAAGAUCUUAGCUUCGUGGCUGUGCA